Oreochromis aureus is the source of this 1412-nucleotide messenger RNA. RefSeq lists its product as uncharacterized. The record is from RefSeq and is a predicted model, not a curated record. NCBI's taxonomy places the organism in Eukaryota, Metazoa, Chordata, Actinopteri, Cichliformes, Cichlidae. Bases 718 to 1383 code for a protein of 221 amino acids. The transcript has 3 exons.
UACAACUGCACACACCUGCUGCUAUAUAUUUUUAGUAUUUUCUUUAGCAUUAUUUAUAUUACUAUUACUGCUGCUACAGUCUUAUGCUGCAUUAAAACAAAAACACUUACCAACCACAACCUGGGACUACGUCAAGUAGACAAGUACACACAGGGCGCACUGUGGAACACUUUAUUAUAUGUUAUGUGUAGGUCCUGUCUUGUUACAUCCUGUAUGUACCUAAAUGUUGUGCAACGUAAUUUCAAUUCCUUUGUAUGGCAAGUACAUCUGAAGAGAAUUGACAAAUAAAACUGACUUUGACUUUGAUCACUUUUCCCUACUCCAUUUAAGUAACAGGAUGCAUGUAUAAAAUUGUAAAAUGAAGCCUCGAGUUUGUAAAUGUCAUCUUAAAUGUACUGUCAUACAAGGCAAUUUACAGGAUGAGCUAUAGUCAUGUCUAAGGCUUUACAUAUUUAAACAUUGGUCUUACAUUUUCCUGUAAAGGUAGUAUUCUUCUGUAAAAAUGUAACUGGGGACAUGACAAUGUUUUUGUUCUUUUUAAUUCUGCCUUGUCAGAUGGACAUUUGUUGUCCAUGGUGGGAUAGAUGGUUUUUCUAGGUUAAUUGUCUACCUUAAAGCUGCCACCAACAACAAAGCUACAACAGUUUUUGAUGGUUUCUUGUCAGCAAUCAGACAAUAUGGCAUACCGUCCGGUAAGAGGUGUUUACCAAAUACAGUAUGCCAAAAAACUCUGUAUUGGACAGUAGUUAUAUUCAGAUUGUUACUCUCACUGACUCGGAUGAAACUUCUCUACUUUUUUUCCAGGUCAGACAAAGGGGGGGAAAUGUGAAGGUUGCACAUUUCAUGGUGCGGACAAUGGGGGAGAACAGAAACUCUCACAUUACAGGCAGAAGUGUUCACAACCAGCGCAUUGAGCGCCUGUUGAGGGAUGUAUAUGAAAACGUCCUUGACCUUUUCUACACAAUCUUCACCCAGCUGGAGAUUCAAGGACUGCUCAACCCUGGUGAAGAAAUGGACUUGUUUGCACUGCACAGAUGCUUUUUGCAUCACAUUCAACAUCAUCUUCAGUCAUUCCAGGAAGCAUGGAAUCAGCACGGACUCAGAACAGCAAACAACCAUUCACCCCUGCAACUCUGGUUGCUGCACAGAAAGGAGGGACAAGAUUUGUCACAGGUUGAUGAGGAUUAUGGUGUGGACUGGACAGGACCACAUAAUCACCGCCCAUCAAAUGAGAUCACCAUUCCUGAGAUUCAGCUCCCACGUGCACUGAAUGAACGAGACCCUGCUGAGCUACCAAACAACAACGUUUCACUCAGUCAAGCUUUGGAUGCCUACUGUGAAACUGUUCAGUCACUCAAACUUAUGUUUGAUAACACACCUUAACUCUUCAAAGUAAGCAGGUGCAAUAUGUU